GAGCCCUCGACCAAGCAUGAGCGCCGCCGCCGACAUCGUGACCUUGGACGACUUUGCCCUCAAGUUCCCGGACGACGUUGAAGAAAGCUUCAGCGCUGCGUACGGCCAAGCGCACUGGGACGACAUCAAGAAGGCCCUCGCGCGCCCGCCGGCGUACACGUCGGUGCGCGUCAACACGCUCGUGACGGACCAGGCCGCGCUCGUCCUCAAACUCAACGAGGCGCUCAAGGACUUUAACGCGCGCUUGGCGUCGGCGGGUCGCCCACCAAUCGUCGCCGUGCCGCACGCCUCCCUGCCCGACGUCGUCAUGGUGCCGUCCGCGCCGCGGAUUGCGCUCGACGUCGCUGAAGUCGUGAGCCGGAAGAAGAUCAUUGUCGACCGCCUCUGCGGCGAGGCUGUGCUCCGUGGCAGCGACAUCUUUGCGCGUGGCGUCAUGUGCGCCAGCAGCGCGCUCAGCCACAGCGAGCCGGUCGCCAUCUUUGUCGAUCUCGACCACUCGGCAACGCGCGGCAGCGAUGCCGAGCUCCACACGGGGCGCAAGGUGCUCAUCGCGCAGGGCACGACGGCCAUGGCGCGCAGCGAAAUGUUCCGUGCAAUGAAGGGCCUGGCCGUCGCCGUCAACACGCGCUUUUGCUCGGACGCACCACCGCUCAACGGCGUGCUUGCUGGUGAGCUCUACAUGCAGAACACGCCGUCAAGUGUCGUCGCCCACGUGCUCAACCCGAAAGCGGGCGAGACCGUCCUCGACAUGUGCGCGGCGCCCGGCGGCAAGACGUCGCACCUUGCGACGCUCAUGCAGAACAAGGGCACGCUCGUGGCGUGCGAUCGCAGCAAGCGCAAGGUGCUCGAGAUGAAGAGCUACUUUGACUCGAUCGGUCUCUCGAUCAUCACGCCGAUUCGCCUGGAUUCGACGCAGUCGGUGCGACCAAAAGACAGCGACGUCUUGAGCGUCCAGGAGAUCAUUGCAGCGGCGGCCAAGGCGCGCACGAACGAGAAGCUCCUUCAAAUCGACGGCUUUAGCCCCGAAACCUUUGACAAGAUUCUGCUGGACCCGCCAUGCUCGGCGCUGGGACUGCGCCCGCGGCUCUUGCACGCGUGCAACAUGAGCGAACUCGACCAAUACUCCAACAUGCAGCGCAACUUCCUCUGGGCCGCGGUCUUCCUCCUCAAGCCCGGGGGUACGCUCGUCUACUCGACGUGCACGGUCAACCCCAACGAGAACGAAAAAAUGGUCGCGCACGCACUGAAGGAGUACCCGCUGGAGCUCGUCCCGCAGUCGCCGAUCGUGGGCGCGCCAGGGCUGCUCGACAUGGGCCUGUCCCCCGAGGACGCGGCCAAGGUUCAGCGCUUCGACCCGUCCGACGCGAUCGACACGAUGGGCUUCUUCUGCGCCAAGUUUACCAAGACCAAGUCGAUCCGCGACACGACCGCCGUCGUAGACGCUUAGAUGAUCGUUGGUAGACGGUGGAGAGAGUAGAAAUACAU
Saprolegnia parasitica CBS 223.65 is the source of this 1485-nucleotide messenger RNA. RefSeq lists its product as hypothetical. NCBI's taxonomy places the organism in Eukaryota, Oomycota, Saprolegniomycetes, Saprolegniales, Saprolegniaceae. The transcript has 5 exons. Gene Ontology annotation, molecular function: methyltransferase activity; RNA binding. Gene Ontology annotation, biological process: RNA methylation. Bases 17 to 1447 code for a protein of 476 amino acids. The record is from RefSeq and is a predicted model, not a curated record.